This is a messenger RNA of Aspergillus clavatus NRRL 1, 1359 nucleotides long. RefSeq lists its product as uncharacterized. The record is from RefSeq and is a predicted model, not a curated record. Gene Ontology annotation, cellular component: mitochondrion. The transcript has 3 exons. The coding region runs from base 1 to 1359 and encodes 452 amino acids. NCBI's taxonomy places the organism in Eukaryota, Fungi, Ascomycota, Eurotiomycetes, Eurotiales, Aspergillaceae.
AUGGACAAUGGGUCUUGUGUUGUGGCAAGGUUGCCAACCAGUAUUGCUGGCCCACCAAAGUUAAGAACUAACUCAGAAGUCGCAACAAUGACAUAUUUACAAACCAAGCUCUCGCUUCCGAUACCGAAAGUCCUGGACUGGAAUGAUGAUCAGUCAAAUCCAAUCGGCGCAGAGUAUAUCAUCCAGGAGCAUGUAAUGGGUGUCCAGUUGCACCAGAUAUGGCCCAAAAUGAAUUCAGAACAACAUAUGCUAUGCACAAAGAUGCUUUCAUUAGCAAUAAAAAAGAUGGCAUCCCUGGACUUUCCAGCUUAUGGUAGUCUAUACUUCUCUGAUGCACCGAUAGACUCGAGCAUAAAGGUUCCCUUCGAGCAGGGCUUCUGUAUUGGGCCGAAUUGCAGUCCGGUUUUCUGGAACCGGAAUCCCGGGGAACUUGAACUCUACGGUGGUCCAAGUCCCAACUGCGGUCCCUGGAAAGACCUUACAAGCUAUUGUCUAGGCUUGAUAGAGACCGGCUUCUCGCGUUUACCGAAGGAACCCGUCACCCACGAGCUUCUCCCUCAUCAAGGGUCCGUUCAAGAUCACAUCCGUUUAUUGAAAAUCAGCCAAGAAGUGAUGCAGAGGUUGGUUGAAGAUAAACGCGUUCAGGAUGCUGCUACUCCAACUCUGCUUCACCCCGAUUUUCACAUGAGGAAUAUCUUUGUGUCAGCUGAGGAACCAACUCUCAUUACUGGCCUGAUUGACUGGCAAUCAACAAGCAUUGAGCCUGCAUUUAUUUACGCUAAUGAGACGCCUGAUUUCGCUGCACUUCCUGAGGAACCUGGGGAAGACACGUUUGAGAGCGGACACUCUAAACAAAAGUCUCCUGAUUGCAAGGAACGAGAAUGGAAAGAUGCAUUGAUCUGUUAUCAGACAUAUGAUGUGUGCAUGAAGGGACUUACACCUAAGUUACGCCCUGCAAGACUACUUGACCCAUCUUUGUUUCGACUCUUCCAAUACUGUCACACAACAUGGAGGGACAGUGCCGCAGCACUCCACCAAGAGUUAAUUGAGCUUUCCGCUCGCUGGACCAAACUGGGGCUACAGGGAGCUUGCCCGUUUUCUCCGACUGAUAAGGAGGUGAAAGAGCACGCUCGAGAGUAUGAGGAUUUUGAGACGUUCCAAAAACUUAAAUUAUGGCUAAAACACUCCCUCCAUACGAACUCGGACGGGUGGGUUCCGAAUGAUCAAUGGGACGCUGCGAGAGAUGCUCAUCGCGCAGCGUAUGACCAAUGGAUGCAGACGGCCAGAGAAUCUGAGUCUCGUGGCGAGGGUCUGACAGUAGCCAAAGCGGACCAACUGUGGCCAUUUGAUGCUAGAUAA